This is a messenger RNA of Physcomitrium patens, 3230 nucleotides long. The record is from RefSeq and is a predicted model, not a curated record. NCBI's taxonomy places the organism in Eukaryota, Viridiplantae, Streptophyta, Bryopsida, Funariales, Funariaceae.
GUGCUUUUCAUUUUAGAUCAUCGUUAGAUCUGUUAUCAACAUUCUGCUGCCGCACAAGCUUGCGAAACGACAGCAGACUGUUCCGGUGUAUGCACCACGAUCUCAUUCUUCAGUUACAUAGGCAAGCGCGGCAAAGUGAUGUAUAUUCUACAGACGCAUGCAUACAGGACCUUACACAUCUGUCGUUCAACACCCGGGCUCGUGGUUGAGUUCAGAUGCUGCGCAAACUGGGAGAGGAAUAAACUUAGAGGGCAGCUUGCAGAAAAUCGCAUAGUCGCACAUGCUUCGACCUGGACUACUGGUUUUGUUUGUAGUCUACAAUGCAGUAAUCUGCAGUGGUCUGGCAUGUUUCCCUCGGGACCAGGUUCGAUGUUCGCUACGCUGGAAUCAUCGUUCCAGCGGAGAUGUUUAGCUGGUGAAUGCUUCAUCCGGAGAAGCAUGCAGCUAUUGAUUAUUGAACAUUAGCUGUGGCAUUGACGACAGAGACCAUGUUUAUUGAGAUUGAGUUAUCUGGAAAACAUUCAUGUGCUUGGGCAUCAGUGAGUAUAUACUGAUCCCUCAAAGGAAUCGUAAAGAAUGGAGCUGGACCGGACAAGUCCUUUAAAGGAAUGGAGGACUGCUCAGGCUAUUUCAUUAAACAUCCCUAGCCUCAUUACUGCAGCCAAAAAGCAGCUUAGUUUACUAGCCAGAGUGAGCCAAGAUCAGGCACUCACAAUAACGGGACCUACAUUAGAUCGCGCCAUUCGCAGAUACGAGACCUGUUGGUUGCCAUUGCUUGCGAGUCAAGAGAGCGGAGCUACCGCACUCGUCCCUCCGUUGGACUGCGCCUGGGUUUGGCAUUGUCACCGUCUCAAUCCUAUCCAGUAUGCCCAGGACUGCAGGACAGUGUUUGGGAAAAUUUUAGGAGCUCCAGUUCCGGAAGCGCGAUUCAUGGUAGUAGCUACCGAGACGACCAUCCAGCUUUGGACGAAGUUGUUCCCCAAUAUGCCUUAUGAUCACUACAGCGACUCCACGACAUCCACCUGUGGAGCAGAAGUGGGGAAUGAAAGUGGACGGCCUAUAAGCUACGAUCUUGUUAACGCAGUUAUGAGGCAGGUCUCGUUUCACUAUCAGGUUUCCCAGCUUCAUUUCCGUCAAGAGUCGUUUUUGCACGCUGCAGAAAUGCGGUACAAGGGUUUCCUGCAUCUGGCUGCGAAGUCGAAGGGGAAGCUGUUCCUCGUACCCACGUACGACAUCGAUUUGAUGUGGCAUUCGCAUCAGCUCGACCCUAUCGCUUACAGGGCCGACACGCUCCAAAUUCUGGGUUAAGUGCUGUAUCACGAUGAUACUGACAGCGAUCGGCAGGAAGGGUCGAAACUGAGCGAUUGCUUCGAAGAAACCAAGCAGCUGUGGGAGAAAACUUUCAGCCUUCCGUAUGUAAAGGCGGGCGCUAUGUACCAAGCCGAGGUUCCCACGUCGUUACGGUUCACAAGUUCCCCCUAUUUGGAUUCGCAAAAAUAUGGGAGGCACACGUCGAGCAGUUACAGGACUGAGCAGGAGUCUCAGUACAGUUAUCUCAAGGGCCGGCAAUCAGUGCAGAUUCGUAUGGAUAUUCUGGAAGCGAAGUGUGUACCUGUGAAGAGGAUAGGUUCUCGUGUCUUUGUCCGAAUGAGGGCAAUGAAAAAUUGCGGGAAUUUUGAAAUGAACACAGAGGAGGUGGAGAUUUCGGAGCAACCGCAGUGGAAUCAAUCACAGUGGACAUUCACCUUUGAGACGUCUGUGGAAGGUGUAAUUCUUGAGCUACAUAUGCGGAAGCCCUGUCUUAUGAGAGGAGGCUUCAAGAAGAAAUCUACUAUUCUCGGCGAGGUGCAUGUGCCCUUCAAUUUGCUGCUGGCAUCACCAACUCUUUCCGCGCUCGACUGGUUGUCAUUCCACAAAGAUGACCACCGACAACUUCCAGGAGAUAGUAAACGGAGGCGACAUCUUCAAAGUGGCCGCUGGUUGACGAGAAUCGUUUUGGACCAUCGGGAUGAAGGAGUGUACACAGUUCGCAUCCGAAAGUUGCAAAGUUGUGGCAAGCCCAAUGGAUCGGGAGCCAGAAUUUGCAUGCCAGUGGCUGAACACGAAAGAAUCGUAGACAUUUUUCGGCCAAAUCCAGAUGCAAAGCUCGGAGACCCACCCAUUGUACGUGCGGCAUCUGCGACUCAGCUGAUGAACGCAAAGCAGCAGUUAGAGAAUGCCACGCUGCAAAGACAGUGGGCUUUGUUUGAACCAAACACUGUCUUCACAGUGAGGAAGAACCGCGACCCUGAAAUGGAUGAAUACCCAGAGCUGACGAUUGCGGGUGGCGUUGGCUAUCCUAUCGGACUCGUGUCAGGAAGGUGGCUGCAAUACCAAGUUCGGGACAGUCAACCCGAAGAUGAACGUGGAUUUGUCACUGUCGUGCGCUACACUCCGGAAUGUCCCACGGGCAAAGCUACGGCACUUUUCAAUUGGAAGUCCGGCGCAGUGGAGGUCACUUUAGGAGAAAAUGUGAUUCUCGUAUUGCUCUUGCAAACUGUCACUGCACUAGCCGUUCACGAUUUGCUUGGCACGAUGAGCAAAAGACCGACGAAGGUGACGAAGAAGACGAUACUGCCACAUGGAGCAGAAUGGGGAGCUGUGAAUGUUGAGACUGGAACGAAAGGGAUAGCAGCAGCAGCAGCAGCUUGUUCGAGGCAUCGGUGUUGGUGGAGCAUGAACUUCGAACACUGGGCACGGGACACGUAUGAUGUGACCCCGAAAUCCGGUGCUGAAUGUGGAGGUGCGGGGACAUGUGGUGGGGGAGCGUGUGCAGCUGGCUGGAGCAACAGCGUAAGCUGUGGCGGCGGUGGCGGUGGCGGUGGCGGCGGCGGAGGUUGUUGCAUGUCCGAGGGAUAUGGCGGCAGAGUUUAAGCACACACACCUUCAGUUCCAUCCAUUGCUCUUUUCAUUUCGUGUGACAUGUUGUACAAAGGUUUUGCCCCUCAAGAAAACACGCAGGUUCUGAUUCAACCCACAGAGGUUGGAUUCACGUAGGACGUCAACAACAGUCAGCCCGGGUGACAUUUCACACCCAUUGUCAUAGGAUCUGUAGCUUCAUCCACACCACCCACUUGAACAUGAGUGUAGUAGGAUUCACUGCGUCAGUUGCAACAAUUGCCUGUAUAUGUACAUCAAACAGUCGAGUGUUAUAAACUCUUCACAGUGCUACUUGUUGCCACUGGAACCCA